AUGCAACAAGACAAGACGAUUUCUCACCAUGAUGACGAUUGCGUAGAUGAUAUGGGGGAGAGUCUCUCCCGUAUUGUCGCGCGCUCUGGAACAUCAAUCACCGAUCAUCUGCUCAGCAUACAAAAGCAUCAGUUCAAAGAACAUGAGUCGACCUCGUUUGUCAAAGAACUUGUUUGCUUCUCUCAUCAACCACAAUCCAGCUCUGAUUCACAAUGCAGAAAUGGCAACGGACAGACUCAUUACGGGCACCUGAGUCGGCGCAUUAUCGACGGUCGAACACAGCGAGACUAUGUGGCUCUCUCCUAUACUUGGAACCCGUCGGAAAGAGAAGGGAGCUCAAGUGGAGGCUACACAGUCGAGCAGGCCGAGAGCUCUCAGUCUCAGCAUCUUCCCUCACCUGUUCGUGACUGUGCCCUGACCCGUGCCAUUCGGUACAUGCAGCACACGAAGGUUGGGUACCUGUGGAUCGACCGGCACAGCGUUGAUCAAGAUGAUGAACAGAAGAAGCAAAGAGGAGUUCAGGCGAUGCAUCUCGUGUACUCCUACAGCAAUCAUCCGGUUGCACUUCUCGCACGAACUGUCUACUCCCACACCGAACUUGAACGUCUCUACAGGCUUCUCGCUGGCAAGAUCGUGAGAAGGGUUACGGCCCGAGUCGUGAAGCAACAGCGCAUUUCACUUAAACUCGCAAAAGGCAUCACACGUGUAGAGGCUCUCGAAACCAUCCGCCUGCUCUAUGAAAUGUCACGAGACGACUGGUGGACACGAGCAUGGACAUUCCAGGAAAACUAUCGCGCCGGUGUCAGGAUGACGUUGCUUAUCCCCCACAGCACCCUCUUGGAAAGCGAGAAAAGGCGCUUUGGGGUCUUUGGAGACUUGCCAGGCGAACUAUCUAUCAAGGCUGUUACCCUUUCAGACCACGCCACCCGGUUGUGUCAGGUGCUGAAAUCCGGGGCUGUCGGCGCGCUCUCCCAGGAGACGAAGACGAUGAUCAAGAACAUCCUCAAAACUAUGGGCAAGUAUACCCGGAUACUCGACCGGUCGCAACUGAUGACCCCAAAGAUCAUAUCCGAUAUUUCCAACAGGGGGAUCAAAGAUUCCUGGGACCGUCUAGCAAUCACGGCAAAUUGUUGCUGGUUCCCAACCCGGCUAGAUACCCUGGGACUUAAACACGAAGGCCACAGUCUCAGCUUGUCAGUUCUAGCUCUAUUCUUGCUGAACGGUGGAAUUCUAGACAAUGGAAUCAGGAACUCCCCGCAUGAGGCGUUGUAUUACACUACUCCUCAGUAUCUCAAGUUCCAAUCAUUCAAUCGCUUCCGCAGCCCAUACCAAGCACAUCCGCUCACUUUUAAUAAGAACUGCCGUUUCCACAAAGUGAGCCUUGUUGACGAAGGAAUCAAGACGAACGGUCACUUAUGGAAGCUUGGGAGGUUGAUUGACAGUUCAAUUCUCCACGACAUCCCAGUCGGGCCGGAAGCCAAGUCAUUUCGACUAAAUGAGGAGCAAAGGCAAAGUCUCCGCCAGUUAGAGUUGUUGUUGAAACAGGAAGGUAUGAGAACACUCGCGUUCAGUAUUGGCUGCUUGCUGGAGUUGGAUGGCAGUACGGUACAGGAAGAGGACUGGAAGCUAUUGCCAUUCAAGGAGCAGUAUCUAUUGCAAAUGGCCUUGGAACUAGCGUACGCAAUUAAAAAGGGAGGAAAACUGCGCGUCGGAGCGCUGUGGGACUCUCAUAACCCCUCGCCGUCUCCGAGUGAGCAGCGGGCUCUCUUUGUUUGGAACGAAGAUGCAGAUGGGUUAACAAAUUUGCAUGAUGAGGAUGCCAUCCCACCAGCCUUUGCGUUCACUUCCAUCGUUCCAGUGGGGACUGAAGACGGAGAGUAUCGCAAAGAUGUUAAUAGGCACGUUUCCCUCGAGGUGGAAAUGGAAGCUCUGGAUAAAUCCGAGGGCGACGCGUGUGUACCACGGCUGUAUAUCAAGAACUGGCUUCUUGGGGUGUGCUUUGUUGAGGAGGCCACACCAAGGGAUGUGAUUUUUCCAUGGCCCACGGAAUUCCAAUAG
Clonostachys rhizophaga is the source of this 2058-nucleotide messenger RNA. The record is from the annotation of a GenBank genome assembly. NCBI's taxonomy places the organism in Eukaryota, Fungi, Ascomycota, Sordariomycetes, Hypocreales, Bionectriaceae.